UUCUUCGUGAAAAGCAAAAAUCAUAUGGAUUGUUUAAAGGAAGCAAACAUUUCUUGACAAAAAACUGCAAUACAUCUUUUGGACAAAUCUCGUAUUCAUCACGAGAAAAAGACCAGAUGUGUGUAUCAUCGACAAUUGAACUACAUUACACAUAAAAGAGAGGAAGUUGCAAGAUUAUAUUGAGUAACCAUAGAUACACAGAUGGCUAGAUUUGUUUUAUCAAAAGUGUCGAUUAUAAUAGGAACAACUGUAUGUAUCCUUAUCGUUGUCAUAUAUCAUAACAGGCAGGCGAACAGGCGAAAAUACUAUACAUUGGAACAAAGUUUAAAAAUUCCAGGAAAUGAAAAUGACAUAUCCUACUCACAAGCUCGACAGGACAAAACUGUAUUCGAAAUAUUUCCAAUGGAACAUGGUUUUUUCAUUGAAAUGGGUGCGUUCGAUGGGCAGCGUUGGUCAAAUACGUUAUGGUUAGAAAGAAAGCAUGGAUGGACCGGGCUAUUGAUUGAAGCAGAUCCAGAUCUUUGUGAUAAAAUAGACAAGUUACAUCGACAAGUUUGGCGACUUUGUGGUUGUAUAUCAGAACAACAGAGUGCCACAUUUAUACAAGGCUCUGCUCUUGGUGGCAUAGCAGAUCAUUUAAAUAAAAACCAAUUAAACCAACUGAGCCAAUGGUACAAGGUUACUGUACCAUGCUAUAAGCUUCAAACGGUUUUAGAUAAACUAAAUACUUACCACAUAAACUAUUUCUCGCUUGACGUAGAAGGAGCAGAACUUAUCGUUUUAGAAACAAUUAAGGAAUCAUUAAAAGCAGGUGACAUAACUGUUGAUAUAUGGACCAUCGAAUAUAGAGUUUGGGACGGUGAUAAAAUAGUUUUUAAAGAUUCAAUGAAAAAUCUUGUGGGACUCAGAAAUUAUUUCAAAGAAAUAGGUGGCUAUGUAGAGCAUUCUCAGCUGUCCAACGACGAAAUUAUCAAAGAUGGUUUGUCGCUUGACGUUGUAUUUGUUAACAUUAAAACAUGGUGUGACAAAUAUGGGAAAUUGCCGAAUGGGGGAGAAUGUUCAUGAAAGAUUAACAAAACGUAACAUGAUGCUUAUCAGUUAGUUUUAAUAUUUAAAAUAAUAGGGAUGCUAAAAGUUGUAAAAUUUUAGUAAUGAAGGAACUGGAGUGAUGGAAAAUGCUGUUACUAUAUUUUAUAGUUAAACGAACGUUUUUCACUGUAAAUGACUUGGACUACGAUAGUGACACGUACAUUACUAAUUAUAUUAAUGUGAUGAACUACACAAAUGAAAGUCUUCAGACUAAUGUAUGACGUAUACAUUAGUUUUCUGGUAUUCCACUCCUGUUUUUUUUCAACUGACAAUUAAGUUUUCAUUUUUUGUGUCCUCUCUUGAAUCCACUUUGAAAAAACAAUAAAGCGAUGUCGUUUCUCUGAAAA
This is a messenger RNA of Mytilus californianus (California mussel), 1436 nucleotides long. RefSeq lists its product as uncharacterized. Lineage: Eukaryota; Metazoa; Mollusca; Bivalvia; Mytilida; Mytilidae. The record is from RefSeq and is a predicted model, not a curated record. Bases 202 to 1065 code for a protein of 287 amino acids. The transcript is spliced from 3 exons.